This is a messenger RNA of Radiomyces spectabilis, 2529 nucleotides long. RefSeq lists its product as uncharacterized. The coding region runs from base 1 to 2529 and encodes 842 amino acids. Lineage: Eukaryota; Fungi; Mucoromycota; Mucoromycetes; Mucorales; Radiomycetaceae. The transcript is spliced from 4 exons. The record is from RefSeq and is a predicted model, not a curated record. Gene Ontology annotation, molecular function: phosphatidylinositol binding.
AUGGACUUGACACCCAAACAGCUACACUAUUUCAAACGCGAACUGGUUACCUUGCAAUUCCAGCAUGAAGUGGACCAGCUGCAACGAGACGCUGAUCUAGGCUCUAUAUUGGACGAUGCACCCUGGGGCGACGGUUGCCAUGCCAAAGACGACGGCGAUGCCGUGGACCAACCAUUCCUACGAUACCUCUUCAAGCAUCUUGUUACCCAGUUCCCUUUACUGAAAAACGAACGUCAGAAAGAAUUUUGGCAGCACUGUCAGACGUUUCUCAACGAGUUUAGCAAACAUCACUUCCCCACUUAUGUUCCUCAACGAGGCGCAGCGUCCGAACGCAUGGCGACGGUCCGCAAAAUGGAGAAGAUGCUGAUCAUUGCGUUGUGUGCUAGUAUCAAGACCAAGCAAGGUGCAGAAGAAAGUGUUUUUGUCCUACCACAGAUCCCCAACAAAGCCAACAAUCCAUCGCCGGAAUCCACCAUUGACCAAGAAAAGAAGCCCGUCAAGGACAUAUGGUACGAUGACAUGAAUGUCAAAAUAGCGACGGUUCGAUCGUCGGUGGAAAAACGUCGGUCGUUGCGCGAAACACAUCAUGCUGAGUUUGCCAUCUGCAGUUACACAGACGAUGGUGAAACUGUGUACGUGCUUCGCCGCCACGGGCAAUUUCGGCAUUGGAGAGAACAGCUGAAAUCGACGUUUCGUCAUAUUGACAUCCCUCCCGUGCCCCGCAAAGCAGCCGAUCGAUCAAAGGACCCUUUAUUAUAUCGAGAAAAAGAUCGAAUGCAAUUACAGGGCUUUUUACGUCGUAUCUUGGCCCAUCCACAGUUAGCAGCAGCUGAUGUCACUCGAGAAUUUCUAAUGGCUCAUCCGGUCCAGCUUUCCGCAGACGAAUUAGCCAACUGUGAGCACCGCGCACGUCUGGAUCAGCAACGUGCAGAAGAAGAAAAGAAAGUUCGGGAGCAGGUCGACCACAAAAUUUUGGAAUUGAACGAACUGCUGGACAUGCUAAAGAAGCAAAUCAUGCAACCCGGGGGUCUAAUGGAAAUUUUCAAAGUGAUCAAAACAACGGAAUCCAUCCAAGAUCUUCCUCUGGCUCUGAAAAAAACAUUUGAAUGGGGAAGAAUCAAUUUUGCGUUUACGCUCCAUAAACAGUUUAUUACGUCGGAUGCAGCCAUGGAAAACAUCACCAACCUUAAACGCACACAUGGGUUAAUGCCUUACCGAACGAUUGCCAUGAUUCUUCGAUUUUCCAAUCCAAUGAUGAUGUUAAAGGGAAUGUUUGACGUCUUUUUGGCACAACCUUUUGGUAGUCGCAGUUUAUUCCAAAGGAUUCUGUUGGCCAACAUGAAUGAAGAGAUGAAAAGCUUGGAUAAGGAUAUGGAAUCGUUGGAAGCGAAAAUCGAUGAUCCCAUCAUCUGUCGCAAGAUUUAUAAUGCGGUACGCACACCAUUUCUGGAAGAAAAAAGCUGCGCGAAUCCAUUGGCCUCCAUUUGCACGUCGAGAGAUGAGACAUUGGCGAUACUUCGAAAUAAUUUGAUCGAUCCGCCAUUGGAUUCGAGUCAAAUCGCCAAAUUGACGUUGAUUGAACAAAGUUCGGCAAAGGAGAGCCGGCAAUGGAUCAAGCGUGUGCAUCGGUUGUGGAUCAUUUAUGCAAAGCAAUAUGAACAAGAAAUGGCAAUGAACCUCAUCUUCCAAGGUGUCACAGGUGAAUUACUGAAAGAGUUGUUUUCCAUCUUUUACUAUCCGUUGGCGCAAGUGUACAAGGCUGCCGAUAUCAGCACCACGAUUCGUCAUCUUGCCACGUUCCUCGAUGAUCUCAUCCGUGUGAUCGAUUCCCUGCAACCUACCACGACGGCCGAAAACAGUAUUCAGACCAUGAUCGACUUGGUUGAACGGCACGAGCAGCACUUUUACCAGUUUGUGCACAAUGUGCAUGCGCAAGAUACGUCGCAUCUUUUUGAUGAUCUCCUUGGUUACAUCGACCAUAUUUUUGCAUUCAUGUCUCAAGGAAUUCCCGGUCGCGUGGAUUUGGACGGCCUUGUAACACAUCUCAGCAAAGAGGAAAAAGAAUGUCUGCGUGAAGAAAUUGAUGCUUUAUGCGAUCUUCGUAUUCAGCAAAAGACGCGUCAUUUGGAGAAAAUGCGAGAAAAGAUGAUGACCAAGGAAGGCAAAGCUCCUGCGGCCCUUGAAGACAUCGAAGAGCAAGAAGAAGAAAACAUGGAACUCCUGCACCUGUUACCACGCGACAGUGAAAUGCAGGGCGCUCUUGAAGAUCUAGCGGAACUGGAAUACGAAGAUACGGAAAGCAGCGACAACGAUCUGAGUGUAGCCGACAGUGAUGAACCUGGAGAGAGCAUGGAACAUUCCAGCGCCACAAGUAGCCCUUCAUCCAAACCCAGCUCAAGGUCAUCCAGCAACAGCAGCGCUUCCUCGCUUGAUACCUCCAAACCCAAGAAAUUUGUAAUAUUACCUACUCUCGUACCAGGUUUUGUCCAGUCCGUUGUCGCUUUAAUGAAAGGUGACUUGCCAGAGUAA